UUGGUUAUAAUCUAGUCAGUUAGUUGGGGUAAUCGUAACAUUGCGUCUGGCAACACCAGUAUUGUGCCAUGCCCUAGCGAACGGACGGAGGCGACGAACGACUGUUUAUGUAAACUUUCUGUCAAGUGGAUAACUGUUUCAAAAUAGUGAUACUUCGCGUAAAAUAACAUCUCGCAUUUCAAUCGCGUUGUGGCUACGCUAGUUUUCAUAAAAUUAUUCGUGCUUCCUCCGUGCAAAGCACAAUUAUGACGAUUCCAGUGCCUUACAUCCUGUGAAAAAAAGGUUGAAAAACAUGUUUUAAAUUAGUCAGUUCAUUGUUUCUUUAGUUUUGUUGUUGUAUAUCAGUGUAAAUAACAGUUUUAAAACUCUCUUUUAUAUUAACGAGAAAGCUUUAGGUGUUCUGUGAUUAAAAAUACUGUUUAUGUGCAUGUCAAUAAAAUGUUUUCUAGUGUGUUUGACUAAUCAAAAAUGUCUUGUAUCUCGACAUGAUUACGAAUAAAACUAACAGAGUGCAAGCUAUUAAAAGUAAAUUUGAGAGCCUGAACCACGAGAGUGAACCACUAAUAGUCAAAAAGACUGUGCGGCGAGAACAGCUGGGUAAACAAAAGUCAUACCCCAUUCAAAAUGGUGGCAGUUUCGAAGAAAACUUUCAGAAUAGUUACGACAAAUCGUCGUUUGACGACAAAAUGCGGCAAGAAUCUGACUCAUCCGCCGAAGACUGGCCGGCUGCACCAAACCUAAGUUAUUUAUAUACUAAAAGUGACGUUAAACGCAGUGUAAGUGAUCUAAAAACAUCUCUAACCCGCCAAUCCAGUGACCCCGGGAAGAAACUCCAUAGAAGUCACGCAUUUCGUUGUGACAGGAGCAAGAUCCAGCCUCAAAGACACGGCAGUUGCAACGGCAGAAGCGAAACCAGUGAUUUUACUCUAAAAAUGGAUAAAAAGCUAAGCAAUGAGCGGUUAAAAAAGCUUGGAAAUUUGUUAGAAGAUCAAAUGAGGAAAGAAAACUUUGUAGUGCCAAAAAAUUGCUCCGUCUUACAUGACUCUAUACCGAAUUCUGAGGUGCCAAAACAUAUUCUAGAUCAGUAUGCAAUGGUAAUUAAAACUAGGAAAAAUGAUGAGGCGAAACAAGAUGCCAUGACAGACAGCGGAGUUAGUUCAGAGACUGAAAAUUUAGAUGAUGAUAAAUCAAAUAGAAUUAAGAAGUUAAAAUCUCAUUUUGAGGCUGAUACAGAACCUGAUAAGGAAGAAGAAUCUAAAGAUUCCAUUACUGAAUUAAAGGAUUCUGCCAUUGAAAACGAAUUUGACUCCAAGGCAUGCUUAGAAUUUAAACCGAACUUGACUUCCAUGAAUGACUUGUGUACUUCCAGUGAAACGAUGCGUUUAGAACGCAAAAAUCCACAUUUAAUCCUGACUGACACUUUAAAGAAAGCUCUUAAACAGCCAUUACCGUCUGGUCCUCCUCCGAAGAAACCACCCAGAAUUUUAGUGACACCAGAAAAGAAAAAAGACACAAAACAGAUGUUGCAAAAGUUAGAACAAGUCUUAGAGCAGAGGGAAGCACAGAAAGUUAAAAACAUCUAUGAUAUCGCUGAGACUAACUUAAGCAUACAAAGGCCAAAAGAAAUGCACUAUUUGUGUACUGAAAUUUUAGAUAUAACACAUAGAACUCUAUUACCGAAUCAGACACAAAACGAUUCACUUGCUAAUUGUUUUAAUGCUUUAAACUGUGCUAUUGGUAACUCAACGACAAGUCUACCUUACACAAGAUUGAGCGCAACAUUUAACUCGAAUCGUAACUCUAGAUUUUGUUCAUGUAGCGAUGAAAGUUUACACGUAGAUGCAGAUGAUUUUCUGAAGGAGAAAAAAUGUGCAAAAUGUGUCGGUAAUGAUGGGAAGAACUUUAAAUGCCAUUUAAAAUGUAAAUGUAAGGAGGAAAAGUCGGAAUUCUUUGUGGAACCGGAGCAUGUGUAUGAUGUGCCGAUCGUUGAGAAGAAAUAUGGGACAAUAAACAGUGCCAAGGUGAAGCAGAGGAGUCUGGAAAGUCUUAAGAUGGAUGAGGAAAUAAUCUACGACACCCCCCACCACUCUCGUCCUUCCACCCCCGAGCCGACUGACUUCCAAAAACUGCGUGACAGCUUCGAGAAACCAGCACUAAAACCGAAACCGAUACUGAAACCGAAGAGUUUCGAGAACAUCUGCGAGUCGGGGCAGCAGAAGAGGUUUAAGAAGUACGCUACAGAGAGGAAGAGUAGGAGAUUGGAUGGGUGUGAAGUGAGGUUCGGAAGGGAGAAGAGCGGGCAGUUGGACGUGGAUAGACAAAAUGUGAGUAUUACUAUUAAUGUAAGAAUAUCUGCGAGUCGGGGCAGCAGAAGAGGUUUAAGAAAUACGUUACAGAGAGAAAGACUGCGGUUGGAUGGGUGUGAAGGGAGGUUCGAGAGGGAGAAGAGCGGGCAGUUGGACGUGGAUAGAUGA
Messenger RNA from Cydia pomonella (codling moth), 2474 nucleotides. RefSeq lists its product as uncharacterized. NCBI's taxonomy places the organism in Eukaryota, Metazoa, Arthropoda, Insecta, Lepidoptera, Tortricidae. The transcript is spliced from 2 exons. Bases 486 to 2474 code for a protein of 662 amino acids. The record is from RefSeq and is a predicted model, not a curated record.